AUUCAUUCCAGUUCCCCCCGGGUACCGCCUCCAUUCUUUUUUAUUUUAUUUUACCAAUUACCCAUUUUCCAAAGCUUCGUUUGCUAUUGCGCUCCUUCGUUUAAUAUUGACAUUCGUUGUCGGAAAAUAAAAAGCAAAAAAAGAAAGGAAACCGAUAAAAAGUAGGGGUUCGGCCACGAGCAGGACACGCCGUGGCGUUUUACCUGGGUCUUACAUUAGCGUGGGAACCGGCUCUCUGGUAAAUCAAGCUUCGUCGCAUCCGUCCUGCGUCGCUUUGGUAGCACCAACUAAAUCCCACCAACUCGUCGUUGGAACUUUGUCCUUCUUUUAUCUACCUACCCGCCCGUCUCCUCGCCUCGGAUUUGGUCCAACAUGUUCGACAACUUCGCCUUCAACCAGAAGGCCGACUCUGACACGACUUCAGACGACGACAACUCACCACCUUCUCCGAAAAGUAAAUCUUCCGAACAACCAUCUCCAACGAUGGCCACGCUUGCUACUCCGAUAGGUGCCUUAUUCAACCAAGAUGGCGAUCGCAUAGAUUGUCUUGUUCGAAAAAUGAGCCAACAAACCUUUGUGCGCGACUCUCGAUCUACAUUGUCAUUUGGGCUUCGAAACUGCGAGGCGGAUUCCAAUUUGUCAGCGGACCGAAUGUCAGCAGAAAUACAGAUAGAAGCGACCUCAAAAUUUUCCGUGACCGAGACGCCAACAGAAGCCGAUCCCAACCAACCAAUCGUUCCCGCAAUCGAUAGUCACACAGCACAAUUGCAGCAGCAAACAUACUACGGGACUCUGGAGAACCAUGCUGGGCAUCUCGUUGCCAGUGAAAGCUCUAAUCUAAUAGUCCCCGACGGUGGGAUACCUUGGCGACAACCCGAAAUGCGUCCUAAUAACGGCACUUCCAAUCCUCGCACAUUAGAUCUGUUGACGACUAUGGUUGAGAACGGAGUGCAGUGCAACGUGCAUGCCUCAAGACCUACGAGCCCUAUGCCAUCGCCCUACCCGCUCUCUUCUAAUUUAAUACCACCUUCUUCCGAACCCAUUCAAUUCAAGAAACCGGACUACAACAUUAAUCCACGAUUAAUGCACGAUAGCAAUAUGGAAUUAGAGGUUGACCUGAACUUCUGUAAUGGAAACGACGACGACGAUACAUAUUUUAGUGGUCCCCCGGCUUUAAGAGACGCUAGCACUCCAGCUGGCAUCAGGAAAUUCGGAUAUCUUAAGUACAGAUCAUCCUACGAGGCAGCUGCGAAAUGUAAGAAUAUGAGGAAGAAUACACCAAGGAUGCGCAAGAGACCGAAGGUCACACGACCAUCGGCAUCAGCGGCAUCUACUAGUGCGGCCAGUUCGACGACCCUUUGAUUUUGAAGAACAUUUGUUUUAUGUAUAGCUUGCUUAGAUUUGUUGCAUAUACCCCACGGCAGGAAGCAGGCGUUACAAGGUGGGCAGAAGGACAUAUCAUGUCAGUUACGGGAAAUGCAUUACAUCGGGCUCAUCGGCGAAUGAGCAGGUCAUGUCAGGCAUUUAUGGGAGUUGGAAGCAUUUGAUUUGGCAUCGUGGAACAAGUUGCAUAAGUCAUUCAAGGCUUGUGUAUAGCAGGGAGCGAAAUUUUGUGGCUGAUUUGAUUGGUAGACGGGAUUGUGAUGUUGGAGAUUCUAGGAGAUCGUUACAUCUCGCCUCCACAGGAACUUCGUCACGUGUGUAAAAUGGCGGACGAUUUAUAUGUUUACGAUACAGAAGUGUACAUGAUUAACCCAGAGGGGAGGUACGCUUCAUAGCUACCUAGUACCCAGUAAAUAGUUCUAAUUAAGCACCUUUUUCAAUAGGGGAC
Messenger RNA from Annulohypoxylon maeteangense, 1831 nucleotides. RefSeq lists its product as uncharacterized. The transcript has a single exon. The record is from RefSeq and is a predicted model, not a curated record. NCBI's taxonomy places the organism in Eukaryota, Fungi, Ascomycota, Sordariomycetes, Xylariales, Hypoxylaceae. Bases 373 to 1362 code for a protein of 329 amino acids.